AUGACUGGUAAAUGCACUUGUACAGACGGCUUCUAUGGCAUCAAAUGCGAACACGUCUGCCAACCUGGAACCUAUGGAGAAAGCUGCACGAAAUUAUGCCAGUGUCAAAACAGCGCAACUUGUGAUCCAGUCGACGGUCUUUGUACUUGCACGUCUGGCUUCAGGGGUGAAUUUUGUCAAAAUAUUUGUCGGCCAAAUUUCUUUGGCUUAAGGUGCGCUAAAGAAUGUCGUUGUCAAAAUGGAGCAUAUUGUAAUCCUGUAGAUGGGACGUGCGACUGUGCACAUGGGUAUAGAGGGAGCUUUUGCGAAACUCUUUGUCCCACUGGCUACUAUGGACUGGCGUGCUCUAAAUUGUGUUCGUGUUUGAACGGUGCAGCUUGCGACAAUGUAGAUGGCACGUGUUAUUGUGCACCUGGGUAUAGAGGUGUUACUUGUGCAGAUAUAUGUCCGCGUGACACAUACGGAGAUAACUGUGCAAAUGAAUGCACUUGUCAGAACGGAGAUUGUGAUCACGUGUUAGGGACAUGUAAUUGUUUUACGGGCUGGCAGGGCGCCGACUGCAACAUACCAUGCAAUGCCGGUACAUAUGGAGAGGGAUGUCAGGAAGUAUGUAUUUGCAAAAACGGUGGUGUAUGCAACCAUGUAUCGGGUGUUUGUCGUUGUCCUCCUGGAUGGAGAGGCAUUGACUGCAGUUCAAGCUGUCCUGAGGGUACCUAUGGGUUCAAGUGUAAUAAGCGUUGUGUUUGUCAGAAUGAGGCAGUUUGUGACAAUGUGGAUGGGUCAUGUACAUGUACAGCAGGGUGGACUGGAAGCCUCUGCAGUCAGCCAUGUCCAAAAGGAAAAUACGGGUUAAAUUGCGCGGAAAUAUGUCCUUGUAAAAAUGGAGCCCGAUGUCACCAUAUUAGUGGCAAAUGUACUUGCACCUCAGGUUGGCAGGGUGAUUUCUGCUCUAAACCUUGCCCUGCAGGAAGGUAUGGCCUUAAAUGUCGUUCAGUGUGUACUUGUGAAAACAAUGCUCAAUGCGAUCACGUGGAUGGCACGUGUACGUGCUCGCCCGGAUGGCAGGGUAAUCAAUGUUCAAGUCCGUGUGGUCCAGGUACAUUUGGCUAUGAAUGUGCACAGCAAUGUCGCUGUCUGAACCAAGGAACUUGUAGCCAUAUUGACGGACGAUGUACAUGUGUUGCCGGCUAUUAUGGUCCUGCUCUGUCUCUUAUACACAUCUAG
Anneissia japonica is the source of this 1224-nucleotide messenger RNA. RefSeq names its product multiple epidermal growth factor-like domains protein 10. The transcript has a single exon. Gene Ontology annotation, molecular function: scavenger receptor activity. The coding region runs from base 1 to 1224 and encodes 407 amino acids. The record is from RefSeq and is a predicted model, not a curated record. Lineage: Eukaryota; Metazoa; Echinodermata; Crinoidea; Comatulida; Comatulidae.